AAGCUUUUUCGAUUUCCCUCUGUAGGCUAAUCUUGCUUCGCAUCCCUGCAGUAGUUUCGAUUCGUUUCUAAACCCUAAUUUGCUACUUUCUGUAAGAAAAAAUGCCAAAGGUUAAGACUAACCGAGUCAAGUACCCAGAAGGGUGGGAGCUGAUCGAGCCUACUCUUCGAGAGCUUGAUGCCAAGAUGAGAGAAGCUGAGAUGGAUACACAUGAUGGCAAAAGAAAGUGUGAAACUUUAUGGCCGAUCUUCAAAGUCUCUCAUCAGAGGAGUCGGUAUGUAUAUGACCUUUACUACCGAAGGAAAGAAAUAUCUAAAGAGCUGUAUGAGUUCUGCUUGGAUCAAGGCUAUGCAGAUCGUAGCCUGAUUGCGAAAUGGAAAAAGUCAGGAUAUGAACGUUUAUGCUGCUUGCGCUGCAUACAGCCAAGAGACCACAACUAUGGAACAACAUGUGUAUGUCGUGUUCCCAAAAACCUGCGUGAAGAGAAAGCGGUUGAAUGCGUUCAUUGCGGUUGUCAAGGAUGCGCGAGUGGCGAUUAAUCUCACAGCUUCCUUCACAAUCCCAA
This is a messenger RNA of Eutrema salsugineum, 565 nucleotides long. Its product is annotated as protein BUD31 homolog 1. Bases 102 to 539 code for a protein of 145 amino acids. The record is from RefSeq and is a predicted model, not a curated record. The transcript has 4 exons. Gene Ontology annotation, cellular component: spliceosomal complex; nucleus. Lineage: Eukaryota; Viridiplantae; Streptophyta; Magnoliopsida; Brassicales; Brassicaceae. Gene Ontology annotation, biological process: mRNA splicing, via spliceosome.